AUGAGACAGAGGUUUCUUGGAACCCAAAACAAAAUCUAUAAUGUGAUGGAUUAUGGUGCUCAAGGUGAUGGCAAAUCUGAUGAUUCUGAGGCUUUUGUAAGUGCAUGGAAUGCUACGUGUGGAGCAGAAGAAGCAUCAACUCUUCUUGUACCACCAAAUGGAGAAUUCAUGGUAAAAGGCUUAAACUUUAGAGGUCCUUGCAAUGCCACGAGUGUUAAUAUUCAGGUUCGAGGGAGAAUAGUUGCACCUGCCAUGAAUGUAUGGCUGAAAGGUCAAAAGACCAAUUUGAUUUCAAUCUUUAACGUAAGUAGUCUCUCCAUUGAUGGGAGUGGAGGAUCAAUUGAUGGCUAUGGUUCUACUUGUCCAAAAGCUCACAUAAGGGUCAAUGGCUGUGAGGGUGCCACCUUCUCUAAUGUCACCAUUCAUUCUCCUGGUGACAGCUCCAACACUGAUGGAAUUGAUAUUUUUACUUCCAAGAAUAUCUUGAUUGAAAAUUCCACUAUAGCAUGUGGUGAUGAUUGUAUUGCCAUCAGUGGUGGUUCUUCCAACAUCAAUGCCACUGGAAUUGCUUGUGGACCAGGCCAUGGAAUAAGCAUUGGCAGCCUUGGUAGAGACCAAACUUAUGAAACAGUGGAAGAAGUUCAUGUAAAAAAUUGCAGCUUCACCAACACUACUAAUGGAGCAAGAAUCAAGACAGCCCCAGGUGGAUCAGGUUAUGCAAGAAACAUUACUUUUGAGAACAUCACAUUAGUACAGGCUAACAACGCAAUAAUCAUAGACCAGACUUAUGGCAGUAAAUAUUCAACGAAUGGAUUAUCAUCACUGAACGUGAGUGAUGUGACAUUCCGUGGAUUUAGUGGAACAUCUGAAAAGGAGCUAGCUAUUACCUUGAAUUGCUCUCCACCAGGUUGUUUCAACAUUGUGUUGGAUCAUAUCAACAUUGUCUCUGCUACACCAGAAAAACCAGCUACUUGUUCUUGCAAUAAUGCCCAUGGAACAGCUACAUACACUGUUCCAAAUUGUUCUUUAUCUUCAUGA
Messenger RNA from Sphenostylis stenocarpa, 1038 nucleotides. NCBI's taxonomy places the organism in Eukaryota, Viridiplantae, Streptophyta, Magnoliopsida, Fabales, Fabaceae. The record is from the annotation of a GenBank genome assembly.